Messenger RNA from Penicillium waksmanii, 831 nucleotides. RefSeq lists its product as uncharacterized. The record is from RefSeq and is a predicted model, not a curated record. NCBI's taxonomy places the organism in Eukaryota, Fungi, Ascomycota, Eurotiomycetes, Eurotiales, Aspergillaceae. The coding region runs from base 1 to 831 and encodes 276 amino acids. The transcript has 4 exons.
AUGUCUGUUUAUGAUCUUUUCUUUGCGUUCGGAAAACCCGGGACAUACUUCCUGGACCACACCAAAGAUACUUGCGAGCAAAGACUACCGAAAAGCUACUACGAGUGGACGAAAACACGACCCAUUCAAACAGUGAACUCUUUCGCGGCUAAUGCCAACGAUACGCUUUUCAUGUGUUGGGAGGAUAGGGAUGGCCGUGGACAGGGUGGUUACAACAGAGGGCUCAAGCGUGAUUACCCUGCACUAUACGAGUUCGUUGAGGAGCACGGAAAGAGGAAGUGCCGCGUAGCAUUUGGACCCGACCCUGGAGAUUUUGUUGUUUUCGUCCCAGAGACGGGAAAGGCGAAAUGGAAACACACCGGAAUUAGUGACAGCAGAGUCCUCAAGGGUAAAAGACGAGUGAAGCAUUGCUCCCUCGGACAGAAUGACGCCUAUGUUGUUCUAUGGGCUGAUGGGGCUGUCACUUGGGCAGUUGAUCACAACUACCCAGAGCUGGAGAAGAUUCUUCAAAACACCAACCAAGGAGAUGUUGUGUUUGUCUGUCUCAAUCCCUAUCGCGCCAACGAAUUCUUCGUCGCUCUCGCCGAUGGCGUAGUGCAUAUUCGAGCUAGCGCGCUUGCAGAACGGCAUGUUCUGGAUAUUCUGAGCGACUAUUCAAGUAUUCAAGUCAUCACAAGCAACGUGACUAAAUCAAGUCAAUCUCUCUCAUCGAAGCUUGGCCUGUCUUCGAGCACACGGACAAAGGAGUUCACCAAGUUUAUUGCAAAGGAGGUUGCCGGUGGGAUCAUAUCAACAGCCAUAGCGGCUACCUUUUCCUGUACAGUGAUGUAA